Molecule: messenger RNA, 741 nt
Organism: Trichoderma gamsii
Lineage: Eukaryota; Fungi; Ascomycota; Sordariomycetes; Hypocreales; Hypocreaceae
Product: U2 small nuclear ribonucleoprotein A'
Exons: 4
Coding region: 1-741 (246 amino acids)
Biological process (GO): mRNA splicing, via spliceosome
Cellular component (GO): U2 snRNP
Molecular function (GO): U2 snRNA binding; protein binding
Source: RefSeq, a predicted model, not a curated record
AUGAGGCUCACGGCCGAAUUGAUUCGGGACUCGCUGUCCUAUCUGAAUCCCCUAAAGGAAAGAGAGCUUGAUCUCCGAGAAAAGAAGAAACCACUGCUAACCCGUUCUUUGCUAUCUAUCGUACAGCCCCACGAUGCCAUCGAUUUCACCGACAACGACAUCCAAGUGCUGGGCAACUUCCCCCUCUCGCCGCGCAUAACGACACUGCUGCUGGCUCGUAACCGCGUCGCAAACAUCCAGACCACGGCGGCGGCGGCGGUGCCGAAUCUGAGGAACCUGGUGCUGGCGUCCAACAGCCUGGCUGAGCUGGCGGACGUGGAUACGCUGGGGACGUUUACGCGGCUGACGCACUUGGUGUUGGCGGAUAACCCUGUUACGAAGAAGGAGCAUUAUCGUUACUGGGUCAUUUGGAGGUGUCCCUCUGUUCGAUUCCUGGACUACGAAAAGGUCAAGCAGGCGGAACGAGAUAAGAGUCAAGAGCUGUUCGGUACAGCGGAAGAGCCUACAGCUUUGGCAACAUCGAUCAUGGGCAAAAAGUCAAAGACGUUCGAAGUCACAUCCAACGGCUCGUCAGCCGCGCCGUCGAAGCUCUCGCGAAUAAAGUUGACGGACGAGGAGAAGCAGAGGCUGCAAGAGAAGAUCAAGAAGGCGACGAGCCUGCAGGAAAUUAUUGCUCUGGAGAAGGAGUUGAACGAAGGGCGAUUACCGUCUGGCAUUUACGGCGAUGCUAUGGAGGAGUGA